Messenger RNA from Capsella rubella, 1310 nucleotides. RefSeq names its product developmental protein SEPALLATA 1. NCBI's taxonomy places the organism in Eukaryota, Viridiplantae, Streptophyta, Magnoliopsida, Brassicales, Brassicaceae. Gene Ontology annotation, biological process: positive regulation of transcription by RNA polymerase II. Bases 385 to 1149 code for a protein of 254 amino acids. The record is from RefSeq and is a predicted model, not a curated record. Gene Ontology annotation, molecular function: RNA polymerase II cis-regulatory region sequence-specific DNA binding; protein dimerization activity; DNA-binding transcription factor activity, RNA polymerase II-specific. Gene Ontology annotation, cellular component: nucleus. The transcript has 7 exons.
AAUUUCAUUAAGAUUGCACAACCUCCACACACUUCCAAACACACAAAAGAGAGAGACAAAUAUAAUAUAAAUCAAGAACCCUAACAAUCAAAACCAGUAAAAGCAAAUUAAUCUUUCCUCUUUUUCUUCUUCUUCUUCUUCUUCUUCCUUAAGCUAGCUAGUAGUACCCUUGUUCUUGAAAUUAGGGUUACUUUCCUAUCCCCUUUCCAUCAAAUUCUCCAGAGACCUUUAAAUACUCAAAAGAUCAGAUCUUUCCUCAGAAAUAGAGAUACCCAACUCAGGUUUUUGUGUGUCUGUAUAUAGAUAAACAUUACAUACCCAUAUUUUGUGUGUGUGUACGUACAUAUAUAAAAGUGGAAAUAAGGGUAACAAAAGAAAAAAGAAAUGGGAAGAGGAAGAGUAGAGCUGAAGAGGAUAGAGAACAAAAUCAACAGACAAGUAACGUUUGCAAAGCGUAGGAACGGUUUGUUGAAGAAAGCUUAUGAAUUGUCUGUUCUUUGCGAUGCUGAGGUUGCUCUCAUCAUCUUCUCCAACCGUGGAAAGCUCUAUGAGUUUUGCAGCUCCCCCAACAUGCUCAAGACAUUGGAUCGGUACCAGAAAUGCAGCUAUGGCUCUAUUGAAGUCAACAACAAACCUGCCAAAGAACUAGAGAACAGCUACAGAGAGUAUCUGAAGCUUAAGGGUAGAUAUGAGAACCUUCAGCGUCAACAGAGAAAUCUUCUUGGGGAGGAUUUAGGACCUCUUAAUUCAAAGGAGCUAGAACAGCUUGAACGUCAACUUGACGGCUCUCUCAAGCAAGUUCGGUCCAUCAAGACACAGUACAUGCUUGAUCAGCUCUCUGAUCUUCAAAAUAAAGAGCAAAUGCUGCUUGAGACCAAUAGAGCUUUGGCAAUGAAGCUGGAUGACAUGAUUGGUGUGAGAACUCAUCAUCAUAUGGGAGGAGGAGGGGGAGGAUGGGAUGGGGGUGAACAGAAUGUUACCUAUGCGCACCAUCAAGUUCAAUCUCAGGGACUAUACCAGCCUCUUGAAUGCAAUCCAACUCUACAAAUCGGGUAUGACAAUACAGUAUGCUCAGAGCAAAUAACUGCAACAACAACACAAGCUCAGGCACAGCCGGGAAAUGGUUACAUCCCAGGGUGGAUGCUUUGAGAGCCAUCUUCUGUGAUCAAGCUCACCAACAAAAACCUUUUUAUAUAUAUAAAAAAAAAGUAUAGACAAAAGACUUUGAUUUGUAGACAUAAUAAGUACGUGGCUAUAUAUUAUGGUCCAGAGGAUCUUGCUUAUAUUAUUAAGGAUUGAAAUGUGUGGAA